UCUUCUCGACACGAAAACGAAACAAGUUAAGGACCAAUUUUUGAUGUACAUACUAAGGAAGCGGUGGAUUUAGUGGCCGUUAGUUAACCUGUGACUAUCAAGUAAACGCGCUGCAAGUGUGCCAACGGGUGUAAAUUAGUAAAUUAGGUGUAGAAUGGCAAAGCAAAGUUAUGUUCUUCUGUUGAUACUAGCUAACUUCUGGCUGGUACAUAUUGGAGCUGAUAGUUCUCAGUUUUCGACAACUUCAGAUGUUUUACUUUCGCCGGAAAGUGCAAUCAAUGAGAAAUCGGUCGACACUAGUCUUUCAUCAAAAUUGGAAAUAUCGGCACGUCCUGCGAAUAUCCAAGCUACAAUACCAAGUUCCAGCAACGACGAAGAAGAUCCGCUAAAAUCCCACAUUUGUUCAUUAUGUUCUUGCCAGGGUGAAUCCCCGUUCGUCAUAGACUGUAAUGAAAAAGGUUUGAAAAAUCCUUUUUUGGUUUCCGAAUGGCCAAACAAUGUCCCUAGUACUACUAUCGAAGCCAAAUUUGACUCCAACGAGUUUAUAGAAAUAACACAAUUUCCGGAAUUGCCAUUAUUACGACUGAGCUAUCGGAAAAAUGGUCUCUUAGUUAUUGAGAAAGCGGCAUUCAAAUUUCUAAAAAUGUUGGAAUAUUUGGAUCUUAGCGAAAAUAGUUUGACUCAUGACUCAAUCACCGCUAGUGUAUUUGAGGGACCAUUCAGUGAAGACGACUAUGAGCCAAUUCCGUUGAAAACUCUAAAACUCGGCUACAACAAAAUAUUUUCCAUUGAUAAAGAUGCGUUUAAUCAUUUAUUGUCUCUCGAAACACUUGAGCUAAACAACAACCCAAUAAAAGUAAUUGAUCAUCAAACGGCAAUAGCGAUUACAUCACUGAGGAAGUUAAAGACUUUGAAUUUAGCCGAAACGGAUUUGUCGUCGGUGCCUAGUGGUUUCUUCCAUGCAUUGCCGGCGCUAAAAUUGCUAGUCCUUGCCGGAAACAAGUUCACAAUUAUACCGGAAGAGCUUCAGCACGCCAUACAUUUGGAAUACCUAAAUUUCAACAACAACCCAAUCAAAACACUCGACAAAGAUUCUUUCCAAGGCCUGAGCAAGCUCAAAUAUUUGAAUGUGUCGAGCAUGCCUUCUUUAGAAUGGAUUGACGCCAACACGUUUACGCCGCUUACAUCUAUGAUUCAACUUUGGUGCUCGUUCAAUCCAGCCCUUAAAACCAUACAUCCUGCUGCUUUCAGCAACAUGGAUGAAAGUGACGGGACUUUUCAACUAAGCGAGUUUCAUUUUCGAGGAAACAACAUCCAGAACAUACCUCCCUCUCUGCUUCCGUGGGCUAAUUUGGGACUAGUUGACAUUGGAGAAAAUCCGUUCAAGUGCGACUGCAAUAUUGGAUGGAUGGUAACGAGUCUCGUUCCUAUUGUUUCGGACAAAACACCUGAAUUAAUAACGAGUUUACGUUGCGCCGGACCGGAAGAAUAUAAAGAAAAAUUGCUAGAUUCGCUGGCAACUGAUACGAAAAUUGUAAACUGUACCAAUCCUACUGAUAUCAUUUCCGGUGGAGAUAACAACCAUGGCGGAGGGUCCACUGUUCGAACUACAUCUUCAAACAAGGGUUUGAUUAUUUUUUCACUAUUGGGAAUCAUUGCGGUCAUAGGUGGAAUGGCUUGCUUCAUUAUGAUGGCGGUCAGAAAAUCCAACCUUCGCGAAAUGUAUGACACCACUUCUGGGCAAAUAGUACAUUACGUCAGGACGGCAGGUGUUGGGGAUAAACCAGAAGAUGAGCAAGCAAUUGUAAAGAAAGAAUAUAACCAAUAUUACGAAGAACCUUAAUUAUGGAGAAAUUAUCAUAACCACUUAAAAUUCAUUAAGUUAGCUGGUUCCUUAUGUCGACCUAUCAAGCACUGCUGUCAUUUAGAACGCAUCCAAAUCGCUUUAUUUUAUUUUAUCUACUAAUAACUACGAUUAUACUUGCUAAAGGUACAGUGAAUCAAAAAUUUAUAUUUCCUAUGAUUGUUAUCUCGCCAUAACUAUAUGAACGAAAACGUCUGGAAAUUUGAAAACCUUCGAAUUACAUGACAUGCAUUGUGCAAUCCAAAA
Messenger RNA from Daphnia pulex (common water flea), 2110 nucleotides. Its product is annotated as leucine-rich repeat neuronal protein 3-like. Lineage: Eukaryota; Metazoa; Arthropoda; Branchiopoda; Diplostraca; Daphniidae. Gene Ontology annotation, molecular function: protein binding. The coding region runs from base 155 to 1843 and encodes 562 amino acids. The transcript has 5 exons. The record is from RefSeq and is a predicted model, not a curated record.